AUGCCAGUGUCAUCUGUGAACCAUUACCGAGAAGAAUCUCUUCCUUGCCCUGAUCCUGCAUUUGUUCCUGACUCUACUACUUCUCUUCCUUUUACAAACCGUUUUCGUGCGUCUCUGUCCAACACCAACACCACCACCACCACCGGCCCCUCGCCGUCGACUGACACACCUGUAAACCCCUCCUCCACCACCUCCUCAUUCACCGGCUCCGUCGUGGGCUCCAUAUCUCGUCGCAAUCGUCGCUCCUUUGCUGCCUUGGCCCAGAAGACCUCCAGCGCCCUCGCCAGCCUGUCGACGAUAUCAUCAAUCGCGCAGCCUGCCGGAUACCACACGGCCGCCACCUUGCGUUCCUCCAAUUCCUCAGGCAGCUUGUCGAAACUCGCUAAAUCCAGCGUCACGCCCUUGACCCCACCAUUUGAAGGAGACUUUGACCAGCAAUUGCCUGCCUCACGCCCGGCCUCGCCAGAUCCAUCUCUACAAAGACGGCGCCUGACGCUUCAGCGCGUCCCAACUCCUCCGCACGACUUUCGUCCAGUUCCCUCGGGCGCUGCACCCGCCGGCAUUCCCAAGAUGCACCAAACAUCAUCAAGGCUGUUGCGCAUGACUGAAGAUGAGCGCCCAUUUACCAAGGACUUCAUGGACUUGUUCUCCACGUUGAUGGUGAGCUUGAAAUUGGACUCCCAUCGGGUCCGUUUCACCAGAUACGACCACACCUUCACCUCGGAAGAGGCGAUCAACAACUUGGGAUCUCUCAAAUUCUCGCAAUCCAAUCGGAUGCCUGACCCCAAGGAUCCAUCGCGCAUUGUGACUACUACGACCACAACCACUUUCUCCAUGGCCAAGGAGAUGGCCCGCUCUGUUUGCCAGCGUUUCGUGGACGCCCGGUUCAUUGAGGCGGUCGAUGGAAAGGCCAUGCCAAUUUUCCCGCUCAAGGGCGCCCUGUUCCAGCUCACUCCUAAGGGUAUCAACAUUUUGCAACGUUUCUGCCAACGCAACGGAAUCACCGCUCGCCAUGUGAUGGAUGUGCUCGAGUCACCGCGAAACACCAUGCAAUUGGUUAACCUAGAGCGAGACACCGAGACUGACAAGUUGUCCCACGACCGCGCCACCAUCGAAGUGAUCUUCCGCCGAUUUGCGGGGCAAGACGGACCGAACAUCAAGAGUAGCAUCUCCACGUCAGACUCGGACUCGCUGAGCGACUACUCAAAUGGCAUCAUUGGCGUGAAAAUGGCACGGGAGCGUAAACUGCAGGAUGGCAAGAUUUACACCAAUACGUUCACCGGAAAGGGUGCUGUGGACUGGCUGAUGGACUGCUCGACUACGAUUGAGCGCCGGGAGACAUGCUUGAUCGCCGAACUGUUCCUCAAAUAUGGCCUGAUCACGAUGAUUCAAGACGACAAGUCUUAUCCCGACUCUAACGCGCUGUUUCAACCGUCCAAGUACGCCAUCUACUGCAUCACCGAGCGCGGACAACGCGUAUGUGGGUGGCUCGCCCGCGACAAGCCCCGUGAUCUUGCCGCUGCUGCUUACGACAGCCGCGGCAUGCCCAAAGACUCCAACAACGCUCGUCUGACCCACAUUCUCCACGACCCCGCCCUUCGAUUGCUGUUCCGCGAGUUCCUGCGCUACUCCCUGUGCGAGGAAAAUCUCUCUUUCUAUCUUGAUGUCUCCGAGUUCACCUCAAACUAUCACAAGGCCGAGAAAGUGGGCACUUUCAACAAGACCGAUGCCGUUCGGGAGACGCUGGCUGCUGCAUAUGGCUUGUACAACGCGUUCCUCGCUCCAGGCUCUCCGUGUGAGCUCAACAUCGACCACGCUUUACGCAAUAGCUUGGCGAGCCGUAUGACCAAGGCUGUGGGUGACGACGAGUCUAUGUUCAAAAGUCUGCAGGAGGUUGUGCAUCUCUUUGAACUCGCCCAGACUUCCGUUUUCAAACUCAUGUCAAGUGACUCGGUGCCCAAAUUCCUCCGUGAUCCCAAGUACUCUGUUGUUCUGCAGGAACACGACGUGGAUAUCUUCGGUGGCUCACGGUCCUACUCUCCGACCCCCGGAGGUCCCGAACGAAGCAUGAGCCGCGGCUGGCUUUGUCGCGCCGCGAAUGCCGACAUUCUACAAAUCCAUGGGCCCAUGUGCCUUCAUACCGACUUCGUCCUCUUCAACAUGUCGGAAAUUUGA
Messenger RNA from Penicillium diatomitis, 2175 nucleotides. It is a transcript of the gene flbA, whose product is annotated as developmental regulator FlbA. The coding region runs from base 1 to 2175 and encodes 724 amino acids. NCBI's taxonomy places the organism in Eukaryota, Fungi, Ascomycota, Eurotiomycetes, Eurotiales, Aspergillaceae. The record is from RefSeq and is a predicted model, not a curated record. The transcript has 5 exons. Gene Ontology annotation, biological process: intracellular signal transduction.